Molecule: messenger RNA, 1301 nt
Organism: Tarenaya hassleriana
Lineage: Eukaryota; Viridiplantae; Streptophyta; Magnoliopsida; Brassicales; Cleomaceae
Exons: 3
Coding region: 212-904 (230 amino acids)
Source: RefSeq, a predicted model, not a curated record
CGCAAAAUGGUUUCUAGAUUUUUCUAGAGAGACUGAGAAUCCUUCCCUCUUCGCGAGUUCUCCCUUUGCUCUGCGUUUUUAAACUUCGCAGUUCGUCGUCCUUUCUGUGAAGCGAUCUUGUCGCAGAAACCCUAGAUUUUGCUGUGUCUCUCUUACUCUGUGUUAGAUCGAGUGUUUCGCGGGAAUUUCGCUCGGUUGUUUGUGCAGAAACAUGGCGGGAGAUGAGUGCUUGCGCAUGAAGAUGAAGAGGAGAGACAUUGACAGAGUCAACGACGACUUCUCCGAUUUCUCUCUCUCUUCUCCGGCCAGGAAGAUGCGUCGCCUGGACGUGGAUUUUCCGCCGAUUAUGAAGAAGGAUGAAGCCGAGAUGGCGACGGCGAAGCCUAUGGCCGAAGAAUCGAAGCUGGAACCUGUGAAUGAAGAGAGAGCUAUUGUUGUUUUCAAGCCUUUACAAGCACAGCAGUCUUAUUGUAGGAAUCUCUAUGUUGAUACUGGUUUGAUUUCUGGGUUUAAGAAUAAACUCUCCCGAGCAGGCUACCAUGGGGAUGCAGGACUAGCUGACGAUGACUACGACGAAAACCAAACAUCCAACAAGUGCCGAGCAGUAGUUCCUUGGAGCCCUUCUCAGUUCCCUGCUGCUCAAUCCGAAGUACCCUUCCAAGAACCAUACAUUCUGGAGAUUAUUCAGUUGGACGAGGACGAGGACACGAUGAUGGAAGAAGCAACGAUGGAGAUCGAAGAGGACAGUAACUGUAGCAUGUCUCUUCCUCAAGAGACGGAGUUUAUCCAUGGCUUCCGAACGAUAAAGGGAAUCGAGGGCUUGCAUCAUUGGCAGCAACAACCACACUGUCUGAUUCCACAGCCUCCUCAAUCCAAUUCCACUCCCAUUUCAUGGUCCUUAUAACCAAGUACGUUCUUCUUUUUGCUUCGUUCCUCGCGGUGCUGUGAUUCCACGCCACGACUGAAACACGGGUUCAAACAUGUGGAGGUCUAGAAUCGUAUCCCGUUGUUCUGCCGUGAUAUUUUCUUUUUCCGGUUAAUGGGGAAGACGGGUAUUUUAGAACGUUGAAGCAGUCUAAGUUGUAGAUUUGGUAAUGGCGUAGUUUUCUGUAUGACGUAUAUAUAUACUCGUUUGUCACAAGCAAAUGCGUCAAUAUAUGAUCUUCUGUCUAAAUGGAAUCUUGGUCUUAAAUGGCGCUUCUGAGCGAUGAUCUUCUUUCCAAAUGGAGUCUUUGUCACAAGCAAAAGCUUCAAUGUAUGAUCUUCUGUCCAUUAUGGAAUCGUUCAUGUGUUACGUCGUC